Messenger RNA from Pomacea canaliculata, 1463 nucleotides. RefSeq names its product probable G-protein coupled receptor 83. Gene Ontology annotation, molecular function: G protein-coupled receptor activity. The transcript has 2 exons. Gene Ontology annotation, cellular component: plasma membrane. Bases 238 to 1281 code for a protein of 347 amino acids. NCBI's taxonomy places the organism in Eukaryota, Metazoa, Mollusca, Gastropoda, Architaenioglossa, Ampullariidae. Gene Ontology annotation, biological process: G protein-coupled receptor signaling pathway. The record is from RefSeq and is a predicted model, not a curated record.
ACCUGACGUCAUUUUAUGACGCAAUUUUAGAGGGACGUAGCGUGAAAAUUAUUUGGAAGAGAGCAGACGGCUGUGGGGAGUGAAGAGAGGCGGACUGAAAGUGUGGAGUGGCCGCUUUGGAUCUUAUGGUUCGAUCCCAGAGAAUUUAGAGAACUGAGAAAAUCCUCUCUCCACUCGACCUCGUCGGAAAAGACGACAGCCAUAAGUCGUACCACAGUCCACGUGUCCAAGCUAGCUAUGGCUAAUGACAUCACAGAAUCUGUCAUCAAUGUCACUGCCAGUAGCCCACAACCAGACAAAGAGUAUACCGCUAUGGAACGGUUUUUGCUCUCUUACCCACAUCUCGCAGCCUGGACGAUUGCCUCGCCUUUCAUUCUCUUCUUUGGCACCUUCGGCAACGUGAUGAUCAUCGUGAUAAUGAGGCGAAUGAGGCAGGGCCAGUCGUCAAACUCUAUGUCCUUGUACUUCACGGCAAUGGCGGUAUCCGACCUGGUCCUCUUGUAUACAGGACUUCCUCAAGUAUGGAUGUUUCGUACCUUUGGGUUUCAGCUCUACCGUAUUCAUCUUUCCCUUUGCAAACUAAUUCCGUUUUUUAGCUAUGCAUGUAGUACAGGCACAGCUUGGCUUAUCGUUGCCAUGACGAUGCAAAGACUAAUGUCGGUUGUGUGGCCCCAUCACAAAAGCUUUUCAUGUACAGAGAGAAAGGUUGGACUAGUUAUAGCUAUGAUUGUCACCAUACAGAUUGGAUUCAAUAUAUCUAAACUUAUUGCAUAUGAACUAAAUAACGGAGUGUGCGAAAUUGUAAACGAAGAGUUAUGGUACUACGACCAAAUUAUCUAUCCUCGGAUCACUGUAGUUGUGUCCACACUUAUUCCAUUUGUUAUCUUGGUCAUCGGUAACAGCGUGCUGCUGUGGGCAGUGAUUCAGUCUGUGAAGGUGGCGCGUGUGAUGACCUUAGGUAGCGGUGACCAGGUCAACAGUCGCCAGAAAAAAGCCUCGACACUUACCAUCACCCUCAUCACGGUGUCCAUGGUGUUCCUCUUUCUCACGAUGCCCAUGAACACUUACUUUCUCAUUGUUAAUGAUAUCAGCAACGAGGAGACCAUCAUUCAGUGGGCCAGUCGUAGUUUCGCUUUUGCCAUUCUCGACUUGGCUUGGUUCAGUCACAGCGCCAUAAAUUUUUAUAUCUACUGCCUGACAGGCUCUAAAUUCAGAUAUGAGCUGAAAUCUUUGUUUUGUAGACGAUACCCGGCGCUGAAAAGGUCAAAGGCCACCCCCUGACCAGCGGCACAACGAGUUUUUUAAGUAAAUUUUUCAACGAGCCAAGAACGUGUUCAUAGUUACAGAUGACAUGGAGCACAGAGUGUGAAAUUUUCUCAGCUGUCAGAAUACUUACAUGAGUCACACACACGCACACACCUCGAAAUGCAUUCUGAAGAAUGAUGAUCUACCAAUUUGAGACU